AUAUCUAAAUGUUAAAUGUAUAUCUAAAUGUUGAAUUUAUAUCUAAAUGUUAUAUCUAAAUCUAAAUGUUAUAUCUAAAUCUAAAUGUUAAAUUUAUAUCUAAAUGUUAUAUCUAAAUGUGUCGCCAAGUGUAAAACUAAAUAUUUAGAAAAUAUUCAAAUUCCAAAGGAAACCACGCCCACUGCAGCGGCACAGAUCGCACGGCACCGCCCCCACCCAACACGAAGAUGCUGAGAAAGGUCAAGGAGAAGCCAACUGCCAAAAAAAAUCGAAAAAAGAAGAGGACUUUGAAAGGCAGGCAUGGCAGGCAUGGCAGGCAUGGCCUUAGGAGACAUUGAACGGGCGGUUACUGCGGGUGUGCUGGCUGCACUCAAUGGUGUUGCUCCCCCGGUCCAGACCACAACAUCAACGGUUUCAACACCAGCGGUGCCCAGUGCCACACGCACUUCAAACUUUGCCUCCACCUUCUCAUCACGGAGAUCAGCUCCUCUUCCAUCAUUCCCUCGACGUAAUGGGGCUCAAUCGGGAUACUUGAGACGAAGGCAUGUCAAAACAUACACAAAGGAUGUUGUAUGUUUACCUUUUUCACCAGGGUUAUCGGUCUUCGUUAUACCCAGAGGAGAAACUCGGACCAGGUUAGCUACGGCUGGCCUUGUUGGAAAAAUUUCAUUUUCCACAGAAUGGUCUGAAGACCAAGUGAGAGCUGAAAUAACAGCCAUCUUCAGUGGAGCAUUUGGGUUAUCAGAGCACCAGUCACUUCCAUUUCAGUUUUUGAGCACCAUCAAGGGGUGUAAAAAACUGAUGAAACCAAAGGUCACCUCCAAUUUCCCCUGGGGUGGUAAAGAAGUUGCCUCCGUGUGUUCCGGCACUUGUCUGUAUAUCAUGCCAGAAAUGGAAGUUCCUGCGCAGAGCUGGUGUGUGGCAAUGGAUGAUGACAGUGACUUUGAAAUCCCGGUUGUACAACGGAGAGUGAGUCAGAGAGAUGCACCGUCCAGAGCCCAGAGGGAACACUGUGAGAGGCAAGAGAGGGUGGAAGCCAGUGCUCCAUCCGAUGAUGGGAUGGAACUACAGGGACAGCGAGGGCCAAAUGAAGCUAUGAAUCACUUUGCAGAUUUCAUUCCUAUUGAUAUUGAGGAAGAUGAAGCCUUUGAGGAGGCAAUCAGAUGCAGUCUUUUAGAAGAGUCUGUGCAGUCCUUACAGGAUUCAAGGUUUGCAGAAAUUUUGAGCAAAGAAGAAGUUAUAGGAAUUGUGAAAGCUCACAGUGAGAGGGUUGUCACAGAAGCAUACAGACCGAUCUACAUCAGCAGAGGGAACGUGUGGACAACUGCUCUCCGACAGUUUAGAAGACGGAAAUUCACGGAGAGCACCGAUCUGCUGUAUGUCACCUUUGCCAGUGACGAAGGCACCAACGAAGAUGGAGAAGACCUCGGAGGGCCAAGGCGAGAAUUCUUCCGUCUGCUUGUGAAAGCCAUCUUCAAAGAGAGUGGAGCAUUUGAAGAGUCUCUAAAUGGCUUCACUCCAAGAAUGAACAUUUCUCAUGUGCAGAAUGGAGUGUACCGCACUAUUGGCCAGAUGAUAUCUACCAUCAUCGUCCAGGGUGGUGAACCUCCAGCCUUCCUUUCUCCUCUGGUCAUGGACUACCUACUGACAGAAUGCAUCUUUCAGUUGAAGGUCACUCCAGAUGAUGUAGCUGACAUGGACCUGAGAGAAGCCCUGAAGAAGGUUGAUCAAGCAUUAACCACAGAUGAGCUGGAGCAAGCAGUGGAAUGCUGUGACUCAUGGAGAUACCAAAUCGAAGGUCUUCCGAACCCAGUCAGCAUGGACAACAAAUAUGCAUUUGUGCAGAAUGCAAUACUUUUCAAUGUCCUCAUCCAACGACAGAGCUGCUAUGAUCAGUUGGUUGAGGGUUUGAAAUACUACGAGGUUCUGCCACUCCUGAAAGAAAGGCCUUGCCUUAGGGUCCUUCUUGAUAUGCCCAAAGAACCCAGUGAUGUCACAGCAGAUGUUGUGGCUACCCUCCUGAAACCUAACUACUCUGUUCUGGGAAGUAACAGAAGACCAAGAGAGGAGUUAAUGGUGGUUAAGUUCAGAGAGUUUCUUCACUGUGUACAAGAGAAGGAGCUUGGGGAACAUCUUAACGCCAGGAACCUCACUGAGGCAGAAAAGGCGUUUAUCCUGACAUUGAAUCCUGGACACAUCCUAGCCUUUGCAACGGGAAGCAGCAACGUUCCUGCAAUUGGAUUUUUUCCCAGUUCAAAACUGACUUUUGUUCAUGAUGACAUGAAGCACUUCCCCAUUGCUCACACAUGCUCAAAUGAGCUUCAGAUAUUUGUGAACAGAAAGAAUCUAGCAGAUGACAAUGAAUUUGAUUACAAUUUGCUGGUGGCUCUGAUGAAUGGAUCAACUUUUAGUGCAGUGUAGUCUACUACAAAAAAAAAAAACAAUGCUUGGAUUGUACAUUUGGAGCCUGAACUUUUAAUGGAUGGACAUUAGGUUUACAAGCUGAGAAUCUGUUGUAGCAUGUUUGGACAAGGCAGUGUAUACUCGUGUUUUUAUAAAUUUGUUUGCUUUUAUGAGGUUGCACUUCAUGUCGUUGUCAGUAUUGUGCAUUUUUGCUGUUCUCAGGUCUGUUUUUGUCUGAUUAAUAUUCAUUGUAGCUGUAUCAGACAGACUAUUGUUUUCAUUCCAUUUAAUGAUUUAAAUGCAGUAUUUUAAAUAAGUGGCCAGUUCCUAUAAAUAGACCAUUCCAGAAACUCUGAAUAAGUUGUGUACGGCUUUAGUAAUGAACAAAUGUUUCAUUUGAUUGAUGGCAUUUUGAUUAAAUGCCACUUGCAAAAAAACAGCUUUUGCUUUUCUUGUCCAGUAUCAACAGGUGUGAUAAAAGUUCAUGGAAAUAAAUGAAUCAAUGAGAGGAAUUUCAAAAGAAAAAAGUAUAUAUCUUUAAUAUGUUCAUAAAGCUCACAGGUGUCAGUCAUCUUACAAAGCAAGUUACAGUUGGUUGCUUCACACUUUCACUGUUCUGGCAUGAUAUAACCACCACACACCACC
This is a messenger RNA of Eleginops maclovinus (Patagonian blennie), 3048 nucleotides long. RefSeq names its product G2/M phase-specific E3 ubiquitin-protein ligase-like. Bases 301 to 2421 code for a protein of 706 amino acids. NCBI's taxonomy places the organism in Eukaryota, Metazoa, Chordata, Actinopteri, Perciformes, Eleginopidae. The record is from RefSeq and is a predicted model, not a curated record. The transcript has 11 exons. Gene Ontology annotation, molecular function: ubiquitin-protein transferase activity.